AUGAGUCAAAAAGCAGCAUCGUCGACGGUCCCAAUCACCGUGAUGGAGAUUGAAAAGAUCGCCAAAACAAGAUUGCCUCAGAAUGUAUACGACUACUACGCGUGCGGAGCUGAUGAGCAAAAGGCCAUGCAUAGAAACGCCUACAUGUUUGACAAACUCCUGAUCAGACCGCGUGUGAUGGUCAAUGUAAGUCACGUCGACACCAGCACCACAGUAUUCGGCAAGCGUUAUCCCUUCCCGGUGGCCUUUGCUCCCAGUGCCAUGCAAAAGCUUUGCCAUCCCAGAGGAGAACUCGAGGCCGCUGAGGCGGCAGCCAGCGUCGGCUUAUCAAUGACUCUGUCUUCGCAAUCGACAACCAGUCUCGAGGAUGUGGCAGAUGCAUGCAACAUCUCAAACCGUGAUGGACCCGACUUCUGGUUCCAACUCUACCUCACCCAGGAUCCAGAGUACAGUCGCGAAUUGAUCAAGCGUGCCGAGGCAGCUGGUUACACUGCCAUCGUACUCACCGUCGACACACCAAUCCUUGGCAAUCGCAUCAAUGAAAGAAAGACACCUCUGGUUCUUCCAGAAGGCAUGCAUCUAGGCAACUACGCCCAACCCAAACAAGGCAUCAAGGGACCGGCCAUUGAGCGCGUCUUUCUCAAUGCUCACACAGUGGAUGAAGCCAAUGAGAUUAUGAAGAAAGCAGGACCUACCAUGCACAGUUCAUGCAUGACCUGGCAAGAAACCAUUCCCUGGUUGCACAGUGUGACAAACAUGAAGAUCAUCCUCAAGGGAAUCAUGACCGAGGAGGAUGCGAAACUAGCAGUCGAGCACGGCGCAGACGCCAUCGUAGUCUCCAACCACGGCGGAAGUAUCAGACAACUUGAUCUAGUCCCAGCCACCGUCGAAGUUCUCCCCACGAUCGCCGAUGCAGUCGCCGGCCGCAUCCCCGUCAUAUUCGACGGAGGUGUCCGACGCGGCAGUGAUGUGUUCAAGGCAAUCGCACUCGGCGCCGACCUCGUGCUCAUCGGUCGCCCUGUACUGUGGGGCUUGAGUUACGACGGAAAGAAGGGAGUUGAAGCCGUAACCAACAUUCUGGAACGUGAGCUUUCGCGCACAAUGACUCUGGCCGGCGUGAGGGAUAUAAAGGAGAUCACAAAGGACAGCUUGGGUGUUGCGAAGAGAGAUGGUUUCGGUAUCUCCAAGCUUUGA
Aureobasidium namibiae CBS 147.97 is the source of this 1194-nucleotide messenger RNA. Its product is annotated as S-2-hydroxy-acid oxidase. NCBI's taxonomy places the organism in Eukaryota, Fungi, Ascomycota, Dothideomycetes, Dothideales, Saccotheciaceae. Gene Ontology annotation, molecular function: oxidoreductase activity; FMN binding. The coding region runs from base 1 to 1194 and encodes 397 amino acids. The transcript is spliced from 3 exons. The record is from RefSeq and is a predicted model, not a curated record.